AUGGUCCCGCACACAUUUGUGUACUUCUAUUACGGAAAUGGAUCGUUUCAUCCAAAGGUCCAAACCCAACAAAGCCCCAAUACAACCUGCAACUGCAUCUCUGCUCCCCAAAUCGGAGCCAAGAUCAUGCUCACUUUCCCGCUUGUCGCCACUGACAAGGAGGCCAUUGAGGAAUAUGAAACUUUGCAGGCAUCCCAGGCUUCGCAGGAUGAGACGGAGAACGCUUCUUCCAGAGCAGAUACCCGACGGUGGAUUCGAGGGAAGAGCUCCAUCUAUGUCGACGCGUUCAAUCUUGCUCUAAAUACGGUUCUUGAAGACGAGUCACAUCUGUUUGAUGUCGAAGAAAGAUGCUAUCACAAUGACAUCUCGGAUAUGUCAAUGGCUGUUGCCAGUCUGCUCGAGUCUCGGCCGCUUUUGAAUGAUACCAAUUCCGGACUCGACGAAAACGCCGUCGAUUACGAUUCUUGGAAAGCGGAUGGCGCGUUCUGUUUUGCCGAUGAGUCCCACUCGUGUAUCAAAACCAUUGAGGAGGCUGUCACGCUUUUAAGCCUCGACGAACUCAAAGCGCUGGCCAAGGAGGCCAAAGUUCAGGGCAAAAACAAAACUGACCUCACCAAGGCUUUAUGCCGCGCGAGCGCCCAGCAGUCAGGUCUGAUGGCGGUAGGCCUCCGCCGCUCAAGCUCGAAGGAGUCAACAGCUUCCGGUAACAGCCUGGAAAACCAAGACUCGAAUCGGAACACUCACUUCCUAAACAAAAUUCUUGCCAUUACCGGGCCUUUGGUCAGGUUAUCGGAGCCUGUUUUUAAGUUGUUUGAGCGUGUCCACCUUGUCUUUUACCGCUCAACCGAGUGGACCGAGAAAUCACUCACAACUAUCAUCCUGGCCAAGAUGGCCCGACGAAACUACCCCGACUACAUUGUGUGUCGAUCGGCCAACAUAUUCCCGUCCCGGCGACAUCUUCUAGAAUUUGAACUCUCCAUGAGAAAAGAGUUUGAGGUCGAUGGUGUCCUCGAGUUCAACGGCCCGCCUGGAGAGGAGGGCUUUCGGAAGAUCCUUGCUGUCUUCGAAACGAUUGCGCCGCGUUGGAGAGAGUUGAUCAAGGAAGAGAACGACAAAGAAUCCCACUUGUACGAGUUUGGUGAAGGUGGUUAUCUUCGCCGAUUCAACGCAGGUCAUGCUUUUACACGCAUCGCGCACAAGGCGGCCCAUGUUCUCGGCCGUCUACACAACUACCUCGAGGAGCAUAAGCUGCUUACUGAGCUUCUCGAUCAACGCUUAUUCCAUCCCGCACGCCGUGGCUCCUGGUAUCAACGCAAGGCACUGCUGGAAGAACGGUAUAUGUGGGAGGCAGGCCCUGACCCUGUGUCGACUGACCUCGAGGUCCGGAAGAAACACUGGCAGCGAAUCGCGGUUACUACAUGCGAAACCGCUCUCGAGGACCGUGAUUGCCACCUGAUUUACCAUUAUGACCUACAGAAACGUCUCCUCAAACUCGAAAAGAGGUUACGAGUUCCUCGCCGUCUCCAACACGAUUUCGGGCACGUCAAACUGCGUGAACCAGAAGUGCAUACCGUGCAAGGUAUUCAGGUGAUCCGAGACGAGCCAGAUGUCAAAGGGAAGACCGGCCGCGGACCAAGCACCAAGACGGUAUGGCUCGAUGAACUAGGCGACCCGGGCGAGGACGGUCAACCUCUCCACGUCAGUGUUGAGGACAUGUGUCUGUCAUAUUAUCGCACCCAGGGAUGGAAGGGUUAUCACAGCGAAGGGGGCAUUUUACGAACGCUAUUCGCCUACCUGUUCUAUGACGUCCUUUUCGUUUACAUACCAAAUGUCUUUCAGACGCCUUUCCAGACCUGUCCACUCGACCUCCACACAGACGCCUUCUACCCAGCCCGCGCAAGCCAGAUCAACCAUAGGCUUGUCCAGAUCGGCAACGGAGAGGCCGAGCAGAUCCUACGGGAAGUUCAUGAGCGAGAACAUGAGCGCUGCACCUGUGUCGUGGGUUUAAAUUGGGACUUUGAGAUUGAGGAUUUGGCCGACUUGGUGGCCUGCUUCGACGGAGGGGCGCUUGCUGCCGUGUGCAAGGUCAUGGCGCAAGAGUACAGAGCUCGGGGAGGCGGCGUACCAGACCUCAUUCUGUGGCGGGCGGGCGGAGACGAUGGCGAGGGCGGUUACCGAAAAGGGGAGGUGAUGUUUGCCGAAGUCAAGAGCGCCAACGACCGGCUCAGCGAUACCCAACGUCUGUGGAUCAACGUCCUCACCGGGGCGGGAGUCCGGGUCGCCCUCUGCAAUGCAAGAGCUCGAGAUGUGCGAGCGAGCUGA
Messenger RNA from Chaetomium globosum CBS 148.51, 2322 nucleotides. RefSeq lists its product as uncharacterized. Gene Ontology annotation, molecular function: flap-structured DNA binding; 5'-3' exonuclease activity; 5'-flap endonuclease activity. Lineage: Eukaryota; Fungi; Ascomycota; Sordariomycetes; Sordariales; Chaetomiaceae. The transcript has 3 exons. The coding region runs from base 1 to 2322 and encodes 773 amino acids. Gene Ontology annotation, biological process: interstrand cross-link repair. The record is from RefSeq and is a predicted model, not a curated record. Gene Ontology annotation, cellular component: nucleus.